This is a messenger RNA of Colletes gigas, 2798 nucleotides long. RefSeq names its product calcium-binding mitochondrial carrier protein Aralar1 (gene aralar1). The transcript is spliced from 18 exons. Gene Ontology annotation, biological process: L-glutamate transmembrane transport; aspartate transmembrane transport; malate-aspartate shuttle. NCBI's taxonomy places the organism in Eukaryota, Metazoa, Arthropoda, Insecta, Hymenoptera, Colletidae. The coding region runs from base 396 to 2360 and encodes 654 amino acids. Gene Ontology annotation, molecular function: L-aspartate transmembrane transporter activity; calcium ion binding; L-glutamate transmembrane transporter activity. The record is from RefSeq and is a predicted model, not a curated record.
AGGUGAGCGUUUCGUAGACCGCGUCGCAACUCCUUGGUUAGAUCAGCGGAGAAGAAGCUCAUAAAGGGUUCUACUGUGGAGUGGCCUGGUGUGACUGUGUGUGUGUGAGAGUGUGUUGCCGAACGGCUGGUGUACGAUUUGAAAAAAAAAAAGAAAAGAAAGAACCGAACGAACGAACCAGCCCUCCGAAGGAGCAUCAUUUUACUUCGUGUGAACUCGUGCAGGGACGAUCGAGGUAGUAAACUUCCUAUUGCUGGGAAUGUUGAAGAACCUGCUUCUUGUUCAAGCAUCCUGCGAAGAGGUGGGGUUCCGGAUAUCUAAAGCGAGCGAACAGUGAACGCCUCCAUGAAAUAUUUAACCAGUACGCCUCGCAAGAGAAGAAUGGCGAGAGGUUCAUGACCCCGUCCGACUUCGUUAGAAGUUACCUUGGCCUUUACACAGAUACCGACUACAAUCCGGAUUCCGUCAAGCUGCUCGCCGGGAUCGUCGAUACCAGCAAAGAUGGGCUCAUAUCGUUCGCCGAGUUUCAAGCAUUCGAAGGACUGCUCUGUGUGCCGGAUGCCCUGUACAAGACAGCCUUCCAGUUGUUCGACACUAAUGGAAAUGGAAUGGUUGCGUUUGACGAGUUCGCUGAGGUGAUGCGGAAAACGGAGCUGCAUCUACGGAUGCCCUUCAACAUGGAUAGCAGUUUCAUUAAACUUUAUUUCGGAAAAGAUAAACAGAGACUGAUCAGUUACGCGGAGUUCAGUCAAUUCUUGCACGAUUUCCACGAGGAGUACGCGACAGAGGGCUUCAAGAAAUUCGACAAGGACGGGCAAGGUUUUAUCUCUGCGUUAGACUUUCAGGAUAUAAUGCUCAGCAUCAAGAGUCAUCUGCUGACCAAGGACGUGAAGGAUAAUUUAGUCGCCGCCACUAGUACCGGCCAGACGGGUAGGAAGGUCAGCUUUCCAUACUUCAUGGCGUUCAAUUCUCUGUUGAAUAAUAUGGAACUCAUAAAACGUAUUUACUUGAACGCGACGAAUGGGCAUCGAUUCGAAGAGGUUACCAAGGAGAGGUUCCUUCAUUCCGCACAAAUGAUGUCGCAGAUUACACCCUUGGAGGUGGACAUUCUCUUCCAACUUUGCGACCUUCUUCAUCAGACUGGAUCUACGGAAGAUGACGAGGCAGAUACGCGGCUUGGGAAAAUUGUAUACAAUGAUCUCGUGGCUAUUACACCUGAGCAGUAUUUCAAGCAAAUAACAAAACGUCUCGCCGAGAUUAAGGCGGUAUCGAGCCCGGACGAGCGUGGCGUGAUCGUACAAAUACUUGAGAGCGGAUAUCGAUUCCUGCUUGGAUCUAUCGGCGGAGCGGUCGGCGCUACGGCCGUCUACCCGAUCGACCUGGUGAAGACGAGGAUGCAGAACCAGAGGACUGGAUCGCUUGUCGGCGAGCUUAUGUACAGAAACAGCUUUGAUUGCUUGAAAAAGGUGAUCCGACACGAAGGUUUCUUCGGCCUUUACAGAGGUUUGUUACCUCAGUUGAUGGGCGUUGCUCCGGAAAAAGCAAUCAAAUUGACCGUCAACGACUUCGUCAGAGAUAAGUUCAUGGAUAAAAACAGCAAUUUGCCCCUUUACGGGGAAAUAAUAUCCGGUGCCUGUGCAGGUGGAUCUCAGGUAAUAUUUACAAAUCCCUUGGAGAUUGUGAAGAUUCGGCUGCAGGUAGCUGGAGAAAUAGCUGGGGGUUCGAAAGUCAGAGCAUGGGCUGUUGUCAAAGAAUUAGGACUUUUUGGUUUGUACAAAGGCGCGAGAGCUUGUUUUCUACGGGACGUUCCGUUCAGUGCUAUCUAUUUCCCAAUGUACGCACACACGAAAGCACGACUGGCGGAUGAAGGAGGGUACAAUACACCUUUGUCGCUCCUCGUUUCCGGGGCGCUGGCCGGUGUGCCUGCAGCAGCGCUGGUCACUCCUGCAGAUGUAAUUAAAACGAGAUUACAAGUCGUAGCUAGGGAAGGCCAGACCACUUACAGUGGCUUGAUGGAUUGCGCGAAAAAGGUUUACAAGGAGGAAGGCGCCAGGGCGUUCUGGAAAGGAGCCACAGCACGAGUGUUCAGAUCAUCGCCGCAGUUUGGUGUCACGCUCUUCACCUAUGAGCUUUUGCAGAGGCUUUUCGUAGUCGACUUCGGAGGAUCACGACCUACAGGGUCGGAACAAAAGGUACCUGCUACAGGUGUAGCGCAAGAGAUUCGAUCAACGAACCCUGAUCAUAUAGGCGGCUACCAAAUAGCUCUGCCCAUCUUUACGGGUAUAGAAUCGAAGUUCGGUCUUUGCCUACCCAGGUUCCAAGUGGUAACCAGCGGAAAAGAAUUAGAGCUAGAGAAGUAAGCUUGUAGUAACCUCCCGCCAUUACGAAACCCGAGUACGAGCUCCACAACACCACGAACCAAGUAAAUCCGAGUCUUUCGAGCUAUUGUCAUCAAUCGACGUUGGCGAAACUUGUUGCGUUGUCAAGCGCGACUUUGACCGAGGAAUAUCGAGACAAUGCAUUCUUGGAGUUGCAGAACCUUUGUACGGAGUCUCGGAACGUCGGAACACGAGGAAACCGAUUUUAGAGAAAAUUUAUGGCAACCAAACGAACGAAAUUCGGACGCAGAAAUAUUGAAACCUCGAGGAACUUAGUAAUUUUUUCCAAAUUUAUGUUCGAACCUAAAGCAUAUCUUGAUUCGAGGAAACGAAGAAAUACUUUCACAGAAGCAGUAAGUGGAGCAGCAGGAUCUAAUCGUAGGAUUCUCUUAAUCGGCGUGCCGUGAAAGGGAAACAAGA